This is a messenger RNA of Dovyalis caffra, 285 nucleotides long. Lineage: Eukaryota; Viridiplantae; Streptophyta; Magnoliopsida; Malpighiales; Salicaceae. The record is from the annotation of a GenBank genome assembly.
UUGACCCGAGGACGCCGUCACCACCCAACAUCGUCGCAUCGUCGAGCAAACAAAGCUCGUAAAAGAACGGUGAUCUCGAAUCGUUUCCCUCUUCUUUCCUCUCUCUACCGCCCGUCACAGUCCAAGUUGGAAGAAAACGUAGACACCUUCGCCACCGACCUCACUCGUCAUCGCCUACUUUGCGGCCUCGAUCAACGCUACCAAUGUGGUUUUGAGAUUUUGGUCGAGGAAGUUGUGAAAGGGAAUAAACCAUCUCCCACUUUCAAACAAGAUAGCUUUGCACGU